This is a messenger RNA of Esox lucius (northern pike), 4395 nucleotides long. RefSeq names its product mannosyl-oligosaccharide 1,2-alpha-mannosidase IA. Gene Ontology annotation, cellular component: Golgi membrane; extracellular exosome; endoplasmic reticulum. NCBI's taxonomy places the organism in Eukaryota, Metazoa, Chordata, Actinopteri, Esociformes, Esocidae. Bases 1019 to 2968 code for a protein of 649 amino acids. The transcript is spliced from 12 exons. Gene Ontology annotation, biological process: carbohydrate metabolic process; N-glycan processing. The record is from RefSeq and is a predicted model, not a curated record. Gene Ontology annotation, molecular function: mannosyl-oligosaccharide 1,2-alpha-mannosidase activity; calcium ion binding.
ACGGUACAGCAAGGGUGCGCACGAGAAAAGGCAGACCGUAGACGGCGAGUGAAAGACACGGUGUUUUGGUGGGACUGAAUUGCGGGCUACACUAUCUCUCUUGGAUGAUUAUAUUUUAACCUCCAUUCUUCGGAUUUUCGAAAGCGAAAACAACUUCGUGUGUGUAUGGGACACGCGUCACCUUCGCUGUGGGCUGUGUUAUGCGUGUUGAAAUAUGAUGAAGAGGCUGAAGAGCGUGCAGAUUUCUAACGGACGGCGGCGGCAUGAAUAAAAUAGGCUACGUUUUUAUCCGCCUACUGUACCUUACAGAAUACAAACCCUGAUGCUUGUGAUUCUCCGGCUUUCUACAGAUGAUUCUGUGACAUGCAACGUGGACCGCUAUAAACGGACCCGCCAAUAAAGAGGCACAUGUUUUACUAUCCAUCCGGUGAUGCCUUUUUUAAUGAUUCGCCUAAUGGAAUAAUGAAGAUACGAUAAACUUUAGGCUACUCUUGCUUUGCGAUGGCGGCAUUUUCUGAUCAAUAUGCUACGUAAAGUAACGAAACAUCUGUACCGUUACAGCGUGGAUUCCGCAUAUUGCGUUAUUUUACAUCACUAGAUUUAGCGCGGAUUAGCCUACGUAUAAACGGUGACAUUCAUUUUAAAUCUGUCAUAUUUGUUUAUCUGGGAGGCUAUUGAAAUAGUACAAAAUACCUAAUACAUGUCAUAGCUUAUAGUCUAUGCUAAUGUUAGGUACACAUUAAGUAGCCUAUUGAUCUUGGGCAAACGUGAUUGCUAAAUUGCAGCGGUAACCUUUGCCUAUGCAAGUCCAAUCGAUUGCACGAUAAGGAGAGUUCUGGCAAUCUCUUUCCUCAGUUGUCACAGGGGUGUGUUUUUCAGCCACGCAUAUCAACUUUUUACACAUGCUACAAGACACAUAGAAAAGCUUCUCAGCACAGUGUGUGCGAGAGUGGAGUAUAGCGUAUUGCUGAUUUAGGCAAUCAUAAAGUUUAGGCAAUCAUAAAGAACAACAAUUUCAAUGGUUUUCCGAAAGUUGCCCGGUGUGUCUGCAUCGGGCAUGGGACUUCGCCUAUCCCAGAAAUUUGUGUUUCUACUUUUUCUCUCGGGCUUGGUAACUCUAUGUUUCGGGGCUCUCUUCUUCUUACCCGAUUCUGUCCGUUUGAAACGUAUUUUUCUCUCAAAGACAGAGAGCCAGCCUGUAACGGUAGGGUCUGAUAAUGAUUUAAGGGAUCAUCUAAAGAAGGGGGCAAAGGACAUGGAACAUCUCCGUGGCAUCACCUCAGCCAAGGGGGAAACCAGCACAAAACUGAAAUCCUUGAGCCGCAAGCCCUCUAUCACCAAUGAGGCAAAAGCGGACGAGAAAGUCGUCGGCGGGGAAGCUUUGGAGGACUUGACGAUGUCGAGGUCUAAAACAGAGUCGUCUUCUAAGGAUGAGAAAGUGACAUCGUCUUCUAACCAGCGUGCCAACACAGAUACUUCUUUUGAUUACAACAAGUUUAAAAAAUGUCUCCUAAAACCGCCCCUGGGGAUUGAACAUGGAAAGUCGAGCCACCCUCAGACUCUACAUCGUCGGGACAAAGUCAAGGAGAUGAUGAAGUUUGCCUGGGACAACUACAAAAGCUUUGCCUGGGGCAAGAAUGAGCUGCGACCCCUGACCAAGAACGGACACAUUGGGAACAUGUUUGGUGGUCUGAGGGGUGCUUCCAUCGUAGAUUCUCUGGACACGCUUUAUAUUAUGGGAUUAAUAGACGAAUACAAUGAUGCCAAGGAGUGGGUGGAGACCAGCCUGGACCUGAACUCGAACGGCGAGGCGUCUCUCUUCGAGGUGAAUAUCCGCUACGUGGGUGGACUUCUCUCCGCGUACUACCUGACCGGAGAAGAGAUGUUCAAGAGGAAAGUGCUGGAACUUGGGGAGAAGCUGCUACCAGCCUUCAACACACCGACAGGUAUCCCACGAGGAGUGAUCAACCUGGGCAGCAGUGGCACCAGUUGGAGUUGGGGAUGGGCGUCAGCUGGCAGCAGUAUCCUGGCAGAGUUCGGGACCCUGCACCUAGAGUUUGUCCACCUGUCUGAGCUGUCUAACAACCCUAUCUACACAGAGAAGGUGAUGAAUAUCCGAAGGCUGCUGAACAAAAUCGAAAAGCCUCAUGGUCUGUACCCUAACUUCCUGAGUCCGGUCAGCGGGAACUGGGUCCAACAUCAUGUUUCCAUCGGCGGCUUGGGGGACAGCUUUUACGAGUAUCUGAUCAAAUCAUAUCUCAUGUCCGACAAGACGGAUGAGGAGGCCAAGAAUAUGUACUACAGUGCACUGGAGGCUAUCGAGGCAAACCUGGUGCAGAAGUCCCCUGGCGGCCUGACCUACAUGGCAGAGUGGAGGGGGGGCAUCCUGGACCACAAGAUGGGCCACCUGGCCUGCUUCUCCGGGGGCAUGGUGGGGAUUGGAGCCGACGAUGGAGCUCCAGAGAAGAGACAGCACUUCCUGGACCUGGCUGCUGAGAUCACACACACCUGCCACGAGAGCUACAGCCGAUCUGCUACUAAAUUAGGUCCUGAGGCAUUUCGUUUCGACGGUGGGGCGGAAGCCACGGCAACCAGACUGAGUGACCGGUACUACAUCCUGAGGCCAGAGGUCAUCGAGAGCUACAUGUACAUGUGGAGGCUGACCCAUGACCCCAAGUACCGGGAGUGGGGCUGGGAGGCAGUGGAGGCGCUGGAGCAACACUGCAGAGUGGAAGCUGGUUUCUCUGGGAUCCGAGACGUGUAUGCCCAGACAGUCAGCCACGAUAACAUGCAACAAAGCUUUUUUCUCUCAGAGACACUCAAGUAUCUUUACCUUCUGUUUUCGGAUGAUGAUUUGCUGCCUCUGGAGGACUGGGUGUUCAACACUGAAGCUCAUCCACUGCCCGUCAUCCGCAAGAGCUGCCUGCACGGGGAGGGAGGGACACACGACAAGACAACAUCCGAGUAGCAGCCUACUGUACGACUACUGUACAAACCAAACAGAUACACAGUAACACAUUCUGAUAUGCGCAGAAACACACACUCAAAGACAAACACACCGCAUCAGUACACAGAAAACAACACAACAACACUAGCUGGGCCACUAUUCCUUGGGCUCUGUUAGGGACAUUCACUUCCUUUGCAGUAAAGGAUCUUGUCGUAUACGCUGUGAUUGUAUAUCCUUGAGUCGAGCUGGGACUACUUCCUGCCGGCACUACUUUCUGUGGACAAUCAAGACACACAUGACUUUCAUGAAAAGAGCACCUUUUUUCUUUCCUUCUUUCCUCUGUGAGGAAACCGAGAAUAACUUGCAGACCCAAAUGUAAUGGGAGGAGUGCUGUACUAUGGGCCAUAUUGUGAAAAAGAAAACCCAUGAGCUUUUGCUUUGAUUCCAUUUUUCACUUAUCCGUGAGGGACGAAUGAUUUCUCUUAAACUUGGGCUCAAUUUAAUUCAAACCUGCAUUGCAGUAUUUACACAGUAGCUCUUGUUCCAUUGGUUAAAUGAUACUGUUGGAUACGGUUUAAAACCCUACAACUACUACUAGUGUCCACUCCCCACAGGUAUGGUUUUACUGGUCAGAAUUGAAUGAUUGCGGGCUUGGGGUAAACAUUGUAAAAGAAGAUGCUGUGUAAAGAUUUCUAUGGUGGUUUUGAAUGAAUUUCAGCCCUUCUCAAUUCGUUUUUUUUUUUUUUGCAUGCUUUUUCUGUUGUCUCUGACCAAAGUAUUUUUUUUAUAUAUAUAUAUAUAUAUAUAUUUUUUUUUUUUUUUUAAAGAGGCAGGUUAAAUUAACGCAAACAGGCAUUGGAAAGUUGGAAGAUGGUAGAGGUUGCUUGAGAGAGUGUGUUACAUGUCCAGGGACCAUUUUUGAGAAAAUUCUCAUUAAUUCGCUUUCCUUUACAGUACUGUAAACAGUAUAGUACUGCUCAGAAUGACUGAGCUAAAAUAUGGCUGCCAAUAAAAACAACUCUUAUUGAGAGUUCCAGCUCUCUCAAAUCCAGUGUGGGGGAUGUUGGGCUUAUGACGGAGGGGGUAAAUCUGCAUCGUAGAGAGGAAUGUGAAUGGAGCUUUCCUAUUUCAUCCUAAUCGUAUCAUCACUGCUGUCUAAUACGGUUGUGGAGAGAAUGUGCUGUACAUACUGGAUGAAUGUGUGAUCCCUGUAUUAGCUUAUCCUAACUUCCUUUAGUUUUUUUAUUGAACUACGUCAUUUUUUCAUUUAUUUUUUAUUUGCUUCCCUCAGGUGUUUCUGUAAAAGUGGAAAAAGUUUAAUUUUAAUCAUAGUUAUUGUUGAUAUGAAUUAUUGUUAUUACUUAUUCUUAUUGUUGAUUUGACUUAUCAUUGUUGAAUAUUUUCAAAUGCUGAUAAAAGACUGUGCAACUUUGUACAUUUAAAGCAAA